CUUGAUUCAACUCGUCUAUUGGCAAACAUUCGAUUCUCACUUACAUAGGCGAGCUUCAGUCUUUAAUUUUCCAAAAUGUCGUCCAAAAUCCUAUGCGUCAUCUUUGGCGCUUCGGGAAUGCAGGGAGGUUCUGUCAUCAGGUCAAUUCUGGCAUCUCCUCAGGCUUUGGAGAGAAUUCGCAUCCGAGGCGUAUGCCGCGAUCUAAAUAAGCCUGCCGCAAGACAUCUGAAAUCACUCGGCGUAGAGGUCGUUGCCGGCAACCUAUCGUCAGAGAGCGAUAUGAGAAGAGUUCUUACUGGAGCGAGUCUUGUUUACCUGGUAACAGCUUAUUCUGGCAAUUCAAGCAAUAAAGAAAUCGAAAUUGAGCAAGGUCAAAAUGUCGCCAGAUUGUCAAAGGAACUUGGAAUUGAACAUCUGAUCUUCAGCACUCUUUUACAUGUUAAAGAAAUUACUUCUGGAAAAAUUCAGCAAGCCCAAGAAUUCGACAGCAAAGCAGAGGUCGAAAAGUUUAUCCGUCAACUCGGAAUACCCGCCACUUUUAUUAUACCAGGAUUCUACAUGAGCUUAUUCGUUCCUGGCAAGCUUCUAGUGAGAUCAAAACAAGACCCAGGCAUACUAGAGCUCGUAUUGCCAGUUUCGACGAACUCGACCAAGUUUCCUCUCGUUGACAUGAACAAGGACUUUGGGAAUUUUGUCGUGGCAGCCUUGCUAAACAGAGAUUCGUUCCUCGGCAAACAGGUUUACGCCGCCGAAGCAUAUUAUACACUUGACGAAAUUGCAGCUGUGGUGAACAGAUUCGAGCCCAUCCACGGAUUCAAAUGCGUGACUAGAGAAAUCAAUGAUCGGGAAUUUCUAGAUCAAGGGUCCAUCGCAGGGAAAGACGCUUAUAUAAGACAGGUCGAGGAUUUGGACAUGUACAGAUUCAUGCGAGAACCGGGAUACUACCUGGAUGAAGAUCUUAAUCAGAACCAGGGUAUUGUUAUAGAACCUUUGAGCUCAUUCGAGGAGUUUGUCAAGAACAGCAGCCUAUUCUCAAAAAGUCCUAAUAGAGCUUAUAAUUAGAUAUUUGCACGCAAGAUAGACUAUGCAGCUUUAUAUACAUCUCAAAGAAAUGCAUCAC
Messenger RNA from Fusarium oxysporum Fo47, 1120 nucleotides. RefSeq names its product NmrA-like family-domain-containing protein. Bases 76 to 1062 code for a protein of 328 amino acids. The record is from RefSeq and is a predicted model, not a curated record. NCBI's taxonomy places the organism in Eukaryota, Fungi, Ascomycota, Sordariomycetes, Hypocreales, Nectriaceae. The transcript has 5 exons.